Messenger RNA from Drosophila grimshawi, 2588 nucleotides. It is a transcript of the gene metro, whose product is annotated as MAGUK p55 subfamily member 7. Gene Ontology annotation, molecular function: protein binding. Gene Ontology annotation, cellular component: plasma membrane; cell-cell junction. NCBI's taxonomy places the organism in Eukaryota, Metazoa, Arthropoda, Insecta, Diptera, Drosophilidae. The record is from RefSeq and is a predicted model, not a curated record.
CGACGAGACGGCGAAAAGCUUCAAAAAAGUUUUGUUUUUUUUUUGUCAACUUGCGCGUUAAAUUGGCACUAAGCAUAUGCAACAUAAGCGUAAACAACUACAACUAGAAAGAGCAACAACAACAACAACCACGGAGAGCAUCGAAUUGUGGAAUUCCAUUUGAUCUCAGUUAUACAUCAAGCAUAAGGGUUACAAACUAACACCACUGUAGGUUUGUGUGUGUGGGAGGGUCUCUUGUAGCAUGCUAGCUGCAGUUAUGGCAUCAGAUAUCAAUUGGGAUCCAGCGCUGUCCAAAUUGAUAACAACGCUGAAGGAAUCGGACAACUUGUCCAAUGACCAGGAGAUUGAUUUUUUGAAGGCACUGCUGGAGUCCAAGGAGCUUAAUGCCCUGGUCAAUGUGCACACAAAGGUGGCGAAAGUGGGUCGCGAUGAUCGCUUAGCACCGGUAUUGUCCACCUCAGCCCAGGUGCUGUACGAGGUGUUGCAGCUGUCGCAGAGCUGUCAUCUAAAUGACGACUGCAAGGAGGCGUUUCAUCUGCUGCAGGAUUCGCAUUUACAGCAUCUGCUGUUCGCACACGAUGCCAUUGCACAAAAGGACUUUUAUCCCCAUCUGCCCGAGGCGCCAAUUGAAAUGGAUGAGGAUGAGGAGACCAUCAAGAUUGUGCAGCUCGUGAAGAGCAAUGAGCCACUGACAGGAGCACAAAGUGCGGAACCGAUUGUUGGCGCGACCAUAAAAACGGACGAGGAGACGGGCAAGAUAAUCAUAGCAAGAAUAAUGCACGGCGGCGCUGCAGAUCGCUCCGGCUUAAUACACGUCGGCGACGAGGUCAUCGAGGUCAACAGCAUCAAUGUGGAGGGCAAGACGCCUGGCGAUGUGCUCACCAUACUGCAAAAUUCCGAAGGCACAAUUACCUUUAAACUGGUGCCCGCCGACACCAAAGGCGCCCAGCGUGAGUCCAAGGUGCGAGUGCGUGCCCACUUUGACUACAAUCCCGACGUGGAUCCGUAUAUACCCUGCAAGGAGGCGGGCCUGGCCUUUCAGCGCGGCGAUGUGCUGCACAUUGUGGCCCAGGACGAUGCCUAUUGGUGGCAGGCGCGCAAGGAUCACGAGCGCUCAGCACGUGCUGGCCUCAUACCCAGCCGGGCACUGCAGGAGCGUCGCAUUCUGCACGAGCCUCAACGCGAGAGCAACGACAUGGACUCUAAGCCGGGUUCAUGCGCCUCACUUUGCACCACACCGCCGGGGUCGCCGCGGCUGCAGACGAGCAGCAGCAGCUCCUCGUGUCGUCAGCCAAAGACUAAAAAGAUCAUGUACGAUUUGACAGAGAACGAUGACUUUGAUCGCGAACUGAUUGCUACGUAUGAGGAGGUCGCCAAACUCUAUCCACGUCCCGGCAUCUUUCGGCCAGUUGUGCUCAUUGGUGCUCCAGGUGUUGGACGCAAUGAGUUGAGGCGUCGUCUGAUCGCACGUGAUCCGGAGAAGUUUCGCAGUCCGGUGCCAUAUACUACACGACCGAUGCGCACUGGUGAGGUGCCCGGUCGGGAGUACAUUUUUGUGGCACGGGAGAAGAUGGACGCGGACAUUGAAGCUGGCAAAUUUGUGGAGCAUGGCGAGUACAAGGGACAUCUGUAUGGCACCUCAGCGGAGAGCGUUAAAUCGAUUGUGAAUGCCGGUUGCGUUUGUGUGCUGAGUCCACACUAUCAGGCGAUUAAGACGUUGCGCACAGCGCAGCUGAAACCAUUCCUCAUACACAUUAAACCACCAGAGUUGGACAUACUCAAGUCCACGCGAACUGAGGCGCGUGCCAAGUCCACGUUCGAUGAGGCAAAUGCGCGCAGUUUUACGGAUGAGGAGUUCGAGGAUAUGAUAAAGUCGUCGGAACGCAUUGACUUCACCUAUGGCCACUUUUUCGAUGUGGAGAUCGUCAAUGGAGAGCUGCUGGCAUCGUUCGAGCAGCUCGUCCAGCAUGUGCAACGACUGGAGAACGAACCGAUCUGGGCGCCCUCCAUCUGGGUGCAGUAAAUAACGCUCCUACCCCGCAGUCCCGCCCCUUCAAUAGGGGGGCGUCGCAAUUUGUUAGAACAGAAAAAACACCAAAGUAUUUGCCAUACGAAUUUAGCCAUAUAAUUCUUUUGUUGCUGUUGUUAUUAAACCCGUUAAAGCGAGAGACAACAUCAAAAGUGCUAAGCUAAAUGUACAGUUAAUUGCCAAUUUUGCACGGCAUUUAGUUAGAAAGAGACAGACACACACACACUCUGCGAGUUCGAGUUCGAGGUAUCUGCACAAUUUACCCUUUGACGGUCCUUGCCGGAUGCUCCUGUCCAGCGUUAGUCCUUUUCACAACAUGUACCUUUUUGCGUAAAAGUGAAAACUAUGAAAAGAAUACAAUAAAAGAAACCAAAUAUUAUAUUAUGUAAACUAAUUCAAGAAACAACAAAACCAAAAAAAAAAAAAACAUAUAACCAACCAAUUGAAGCGAAAUUACUUAUUAAAUGAACAAAUCUGUUGUAUAACAAUUAUUUUAUUCAAACAAUGAUUGUCCAAACAAAAUUCAUGUAUAUUAAAUAUAUAAAAUGUUUAAAUUUUA